Molecule: messenger RNA, 1497 nt
Organism: Bacidia gigantensis
Lineage: Eukaryota; Fungi; Ascomycota; Lecanoromycetes; Lecanorales; Ramalinaceae
Exons: 1
Coding region: 1-1497 (498 amino acids)
Biological process (GO): steroid metabolic process
Cellular component (GO): membrane; cytoplasm
Molecular function (GO): Delta24(24-1) sterol reductase activity; FAD binding
Source: RefSeq, a predicted model, not a curated record
AUGUCUCAAUACGAUCACGACAAAGCAGUCGCCUCCAUAAGCCACCAAGUCCGCCAAUUCUUCGAUCAUCCCGCUCAAAAAGGCUUCCGCGUCUUCCAUGGCAGCUCAAACAGCACCAGAGCGCCCCAAUACACGCUCUCGAACACGGUCGACAUCAGCGCGUUAACCCAUAUCCUCGAAAUCGACCCAGAGAAGAUGACUGCAACCGUCGAGCCAAACGUCAAGCUAGGCGCUCUACUAGACGGAUCGUUAGAAUACAGCCUCAUGCCGCCAGUCAUGCCUGAGUUGCCCGAUAUGUCGAUUGGUGGGGCGUAUUCCGGCCAAGCCGGUCAGAGCAGUUGCUUCAAAUGGGGCAUCUUCGACCAGACUGUUCAAGCCAUCGAGAUGAUCCUUGCCGACGGCUCUAUCAGAACGUCGUCAAGAUCUCGCGAGCCAGAGCUUCUCGAACAUGCAGCCGGAGCCUUUGGGACGCUCGGUAUUGUGACCAAGCUCGUCGUUACUUUAGUACCAGCGCCGAAGUUCGUGGAGCUGACCUACCACACCAUCAGCUCCAUGCAGGACGCCUCCACGAAAAGUAUGGAGUUCACACAAGACGAGAAUGUAGAUUACAUAGACGGCAUAAUGUUCGCCUCUACCAGCGGCGUCAUCAUGACGGGCAAGAACGCACCCUCCGCCCCCCAAGGCCAGGUACCCCAAACCUUCACCAACCGCGGCGACCCCUGGUUCUACAUGCACGCGCAGGCCCAACACAACCCCUCCACUCACCGCCCCUCCCAGGAGCCUCCUGUCGUCUAUAUCCCCUUAAUGGACUAUCUCUUCCGCUACCACCGCGGCGGCUUCUGGGUCGGGCAUUACGCCUUCUCCUACUUCCACGUCCCCAACAACCGCCUGACGCGCUACCUCCUCGACAACUGCAUGAGAACCAAAGCCAUAAUCCACGCCUUCCACGAGUCGCCCACGCUGGCGGGGAAAUAUGUAGUGCAAGACAUGGCGGUGCGUCCAGAGCAGCUCGCGGACUUCAACGAACAGAUUGAUGGGAUUUUUGGAGCGAUGUGGCCCCGCUAUCUCUGCCCGCUCAAGGGCUUGCAGGAGCCGAGGUGGGGCUUGCAGCCUAGAUUGCCAGAGGAUGUGGUGGGUGGGGGGAGGGAGAGUGUGAUGGCUAUUGCAACGGGGCUGUAUGGCGGGCCGAGGAAGCGCGAGGAGUUUUUGGGGGAGAAUGUGAGGAUGGAGAGGGUUUUGGGGGAGAUGGGUGGGGUGAAAGGAUUGUAUGCGCAGUUUUAUGGGAGUGAGGAGGAGUUUUGGGGGAUGUGGAAUCGGGAGUAUUAUCAGGGGGUGAGGAAGAGCUAUGGGGCGGAGAGUCUGCCUGAUGUGUAUGAGAAGGUUAAGUGGAAGGCGCCGAGGGAGGUGAGGAGGUGGAGGCAUUUUGAUUGUGUUGAUGGGUUGAUAGGGGUUACCAAGUGGAUCCGUGGGAGUGACUGGAUGAGAGGUGGGAGGUGA